AUGGAAAAGAAACCGUGUGAAUGGUCUGUGCCACCCCACACCGUACCACAGACCGGUACCACCCCACACCGGACCACAGACCGGUACCACCCCACACCGUACCACAGACCGGUACCACCCCACACCGUACCACAGACCGGUACCACAGACCGGUACCACCCCCACCCGGACCACAGACCGGUACCACCCCACACCGUACCACCCGGUGCCACCCCACACCGUACCACAGACCGGUACCACCCCACACCGUACCACAGACCGGUACCACCCCACACCGUACCACAGACCGGUACCACCCCACACCGUACCACAGACCGGUACCACCCCACACCGUACCACAGACCGGUACCACCCCACACCGUACCACAGACCGGUACCACCCCACACCACAGACCGGUACCACCCCACACCGUACCACAGACCGGUACCACCCCACACCGACAGACCGGUACCACCCCACACCGGACCACAGACCGGUACCACCCCACACCGUACCACAGACCGGUACCACCCCACACCGUACCACAGACCGGUACCACCCCACACCGUACCACAGACCGGUACCACCCCACACCGUACCACAGACCGGUACCACCCCACACCGUACCACAGACCGUACCACCCCACACCGUACCACAGACCGGUACCACCCCACACCGUACCACAGACCGGUACCACCCCACACCGUACCACAGACCGGUACCACCCCACACCGUACCACAGACCGGUACCACCCCACACCGUACCACAGACCGGUACCACCCCACACCGUACCACAGACCGGUACCACCCCACACCGUACCACAGACCGGUACCACCCCACACCGUACCACAGACCGGUACCACCCCACACCGACCACAGACCGGUACCACCCCACACCGUACCACAGACCGGUACCACCCCACACCGUACCACAGACCGGUACCACCCCACACCGUACCACAGACCGGUACCACCCCACACCGUACCACAGACCGGUACCACCCCACACCGUACCACAGACCGGUACCACCCCACACCGUACCACAGACCGGUACCACCCCACACCGUACCACAGACCGGUACCACCCCACACCGUACCACAGACCGGUACCACCCCACACCGUACCACAGACCGGUACCACCCCACACCGUACCACAGACCGGUACCACCCCACACCGUACCACAGACCGGUACCACCCCACACCGUACCACAGACCGGUACCACCCCACACCGACCACAGACCGGUACCACCCCACACCGUACCACAGACCGGUACCACCCCACACCGUACCACAGACCGGUACCACCCCACACCGUACCACAGACCGGUACCACCCCACACCGGUACCACAGACCGGUACCACCCCACACCGUACCACAGACCGGUACCACCCCACACCGACCACAGACCGUACCACCCCACACACGACCACAGACCGGUACCACCCCACACCGUACCACAGACCGGUACCACCCCACACACCACAGACCGGUACCACCCCACACCGUACCACAGACCGGUACCACCCCACACCGUACCACAGACCGGUACCACCCCACACCGUACCACAGACCGGUACCACCCCACACCGUACCACAGACCGGUACCACCCCACACCGUACCACAGACCGGUACCACCCCACACCGUACCACAGACCGGUACCACCCCACACCGUACCACAGACCGGUACCACCCCACACCGUACCACAGACCGGUACCACCCCACACCGUACCACAGACCGGUACCACCCCACACCGUACCACAGACCGGUACCACCCCACACCGUACCACAGACCGGUGCCACCCCACACCGUACCACAGACCGGUACCACCCCACACCGUACCACAGACCGGUGUCAUCAGCACCAAUCAGGGCCUUAA
This is a messenger RNA of Oncorhynchus nerka (sockeye salmon), 1869 nucleotides long. RefSeq lists its product as uncharacterized. NCBI's taxonomy places the organism in Eukaryota, Metazoa, Chordata, Actinopteri, Salmoniformes, Salmonidae. The record is from RefSeq and is a predicted model, not a curated record. Bases 1 to 1869 code for a protein of 622 amino acids. The transcript is spliced from 2 exons.